ACUCUCACACCAAACACAAAAAAACCAUUUCCAUUUCCAUUUCCAUUUCCAAACAAAAUCAACCAUUCUUCAAUCUUCUACAAUUUUAUUUUUUUUUGUUUUUCAAUUGGGUAUAACAAAGUUUCAACCUUUUUUCAAGAGAGAGAAAAAAGAUGUGUGGUGGAGCUAUUAUCUCCGACUUCAUUCCAGCUGCGGCGGCGGUGGGUGGUUCCCGCCGUGUCACAGCGGAUAUCCUCUGGCCGAAUUUGAGGAGGAAACCAAGUUCAAGGAAACCUUUUUUGCUUGACGAUGAUUUCGAGGCUGGGUUCAGAGAGUUUAAGGAUGAUUCUGAUUUUGAUGAAGACGAGGAUGAAGAUGAUGAUGAAGGGUUGUUGGUCGGUGUCAAAGGUUUCACCUUUGCUUCCAAUAAGAACAACAAAUCUUCUAAGUCCUUUGUUCGUGGAUCAAGUGCUGCAAAAUCUGUUGCUUUGAAUUCAAACCAGCAAGCUGAAAAGGAUUCGAAGAGAAAGAGAAAGAAUCAGUAUAGGGGUAUCCGUCAACGUCCAUGGGGAAAAUGGGCAGCUGAGAUCCGUGACCCAAGGAAAGGAGUCCGUGUCUGGCUCGGAACUUUCAACACUGCUGAAGAAGCUGCAAGAGCUUAUGAUGCUGAAGCUAGGAGAAUCCGUGGCAAUAAAGCCAAGGUGAAUUUCCCUGAAGAGGCUCCGGUUGCUUCCUCAAAACGUCUCAAGAAAAAUCCUGAGAUGCAGCUGUUGAAUGAUAAUCUAAACUCUUUCAAGCCGAACGGAAACCAAAUGUUCAAUUUCAGUGAAAAUAUGGAGAACUACUAUUCUCCUAUGGAUCAGGUGGAACAGAAACCAUUGGUUAACAACCAAUAUGCUGACAUCGGAGCCUUCUCCGGAAACGGAGUGCAGCUUACAUCUGCUGAUGUUAAUGCUUAUUUCAGUUCAGAGCAUUCAAGCAAUUCAUUUGAUUAUUCUGAUCUAUGUUGGGGUGAACAAGGCGCAAAAACACCUGAGAUUUCGUCUGUGUUUUCUGCUGCUGCUCCUAUGGAAGGUGAAUCUCAGAAGAACAUGCUGUCUGACAACACUCAGGAUAUGCUGCCUAUGCAAAAUGAUUCUGCAAAGACCCUCUCUGAAGAGCUCGCAGAUAUCGAAUCCCAGCUGAAGUUCUUCGAGAACGAUAACUGGAGUGAUGCUUCAUUGGCUGCUUUGCUUAGUGGAGAUACAACUCAGGAUGGUGGAAACACAAUGAACCUUUGGAACUUCGAUGACCUGCCUUCCAUCGCAGGCGGAGUUUUCUAAACAACGUCACCUGGCCGGUUAUGUAAAUAAAGCUACAAGAUUGUUGGUUUUUUUAAUAUUGUUGAUGGAAUCAGAACAAGAAGAAGUUACCAGCUUUAAGUAAAGCGUGGAGUUUUAUUUUCUUGUGGCCAAUAAAUUAUUUAUAGAUUCUUAGGUAAUCCUUUUGUCUUGUCAAAAACCUUUUGAGGAUUUUUAAGUUUGAUGUUUAUAAGGUUUAUGUUUAUGGAUGAUAUAAUUGUAAACUUGGUUGUUCUUCAUUAUGACAAUUUUAUCAUGACUGACAAAUUUUUCUCCCUUUGUUUGGUGGGGAUGAUUUCAUA
Molecule: messenger RNA, 1621 nt
Organism: Medicago truncatula (barrel medic)
Lineage: Eukaryota; Viridiplantae; Streptophyta; Magnoliopsida; Fabales; Fabaceae
Product: ethylene-responsive transcription factor RAP2-2
Exons: 3
Coding region: 153-1301 (382 amino acids)
Biological process (GO): regulation of DNA-templated transcription; ethylene-activated signaling pathway
Molecular function (GO): DNA binding; DNA-binding transcription factor activity
Source: RefSeq, a predicted model, not a curated record